Molecule: messenger RNA, 2252 nt
Organism: Labrus bergylta (ballan wrasse)
Lineage: Eukaryota; Metazoa; Chordata; Actinopteri; Labriformes; Labridae
Gene: aspn
Product: asporin (LRR class 1)
Molecular function (GO): protein binding
Source: RefSeq, a predicted model, not a curated record
UCCAACUCUCAGCCUUCCAGCUGGACCCUGCUGUUGCACAUCUCACUGCGUGGGGUUUAAACAAGGACACAAACACACCUGACGGCUGAGGAGGGCCACAGGACCAAGUUGUAAUUUUUGACAGGAAAUCUUCCAUUCAGCAGCUGAUCUAGAUUUUCCUCAUUGUUGUCAUACUGACCAGUCUCCUAAUAAAACCAUGAGGGUCUUCCUCCUGCUUUGCCUACUGAUGCUGGGCAAUGCCAAACCCUACCAGCCAAUCAACGUCAUGGACUUCAUGAAAAACUAUGACAUCAUGAUGGCAGACUCAAGUGAUGAUGACGAUGAUGAUAACGAUGACAACGAUGAUGACGAUGAUGAUGAUGAUUAUGAUGAUGAUAACUGUCCAGCUGGGUGCCAUUGCUCACCCAGAGCAGUGCAGUGCUCUGACCAGGGUCAAAUCUCUGUUCCAGAAAAGAUCCCUGAAGACACUGUGAUUCUUGACCUACAGAACAAUGAUAUUACUGAGAUCAAGGAAGAUGACUUCAAAGGCCUCAAAAAGCUCCAUGGACUGUUUUUGAUCAACAAUAAGAUCUCUAAGAUUCACCCGAAGGCCUUCAAAAACAUGGACAAUCUGAAACUGCUGUACCUCUCUUACAACCUACUGACUGAGAUCCCUGAAAACCUGCCUCCCAACGUCGUCGAGCUUCGCUUUCAUGAAAACAAGAUCAACAGAAUCCAGAAGGAUGCAUUCAAAGGUCUGAGGAAACUCCAUGUGCUGGAGCUGGGUGCCAACCCGCUUGCCAACAGUGGGAUUGAGCUUGGAGCAUUUAAUGGUUUGUCGAGCCUGUACAUUGGCAUGGCAGAGGCCAAACUUACUGCUGUACCAAAAGACCUCCCAACAUCCAUCACACAGCUGAGCCUGGACUACAACAAGAUAGUAAAGGUGGAGAUAGAAGACUUCCUCAGAUACAAAAACCUGCAAUGGCUCGGGCUUGGUUUUAACCAGAUAAAAUCUGUAGAAAAUGGCAGCUUAGCCAGCAUUCCAAGCAUCCGUGAAAUCCACUUGGACAACAAUCGUCUGAGAAAGGUCCCACCAGGCCUCAGCUCCCUGCGCUACCUCCAGGUGAUUUACCUCCAUGGAAACAAAAUCAGCAGUGUGGGACUCAACGACUUUUGUCCCAUUAGUUUCAGUGUCAAGAAGAACCUAUUUACAGGCAUCAGUCUGUUUGCCAACCCAGUUAAAUACUGGGACAUUCAGCCAGCCACCUUCCGAUGUGUGACUGGAAGGAGGGGGGUUCAGCUAGGAAACUUCAGAAAGUAGAAGUAGGAAUUAGAAACAAAGCUUUUCUAAAAAUUCCCAAGAUUUGCCAAUAGUUUUGAAAGUAUAAGAAAGGGGCUGGAUACAAUUCUGAGUGCUUACGCAACAUAAAACUGUCUUCCUUAAAAAUAAGCUCUAAAAUAAAUUAGGAAACUGCCAGAAACUUUAGUAUAUAUAGAUUGAUGGUACAAUUUAUAAAGAAAUGUUUUCAGGCAACAGACAAAAAAUAAACCAAAUCAAAUUAAAACUCUGAUCUUGAUUUUUAAGCAGACAUUAUUGCAGGGUGGAAAAAACAAACAUAAAGGAUAUGCAUUAUGAUUAAAAUCAACACCAGACCCCUGCCAAUCUUUGUGAGAUACAUUCCGUAUGUGGAUCAACUUUUGUUCCUCACUGUUUCCCAGUAGUAAAGCGCCACCCUGUGGUCGCUUUUGGAGCAAAACCACCCAAUGACUUGCAAUACUGUACCUUUAAUGAGAUACAAUUCAAAAAUACCUUUUCUUCACAACAGUUCUGAACAACAAAAUGAACUAUGGUUUUCAUAUUUAAACAUAUUUGUGAGAUAAGGACCAUACUAGACCCCAAAACAACUUGAACUUAAGUUAGCAGAGUUAAUGAAUUAAUAAUGCUGGCAUUACUUAAUGCAAUAAAUCACUGAAGUUUGUCUUGAUGUGGGUAUUUUAUAUUAUCUCACUGCAUGUCUGUAUUGUCUUUAUUUAGAAGCUGAGAGCUUCAUGUUGGACUGGAUGAUACAUUGGCCUUGAUUUACACCCAAAGACUCACUUUGUUUUUAAGGAACUAUAGCAACCAAGUUAUUAUUGAAAUUGUUAGAAGGGAAUGUAAUUCCCAGCACGGAAAGUCAGAGAGUAUAUGUCUAACAAACAUGUUUCCUGAAGAUAUCUCUCACUAAAUGGUGCUAUAUUUAUUAAGUGUGUCUUUAAUAAAAACCUGGAACACC